AUGACCGGCGCUGCACCCCUUGACCCGAUUAACCUAAAUGGUGCCGCUGAUCGGGGAAAGAAAGUGGCAUACUUCUAUGAUUCGGACGUCGGUAACUAUGCCUACGUCUCAGGGCAUCCCAUGAAGCCACACCGUAUACGAAUGGCCCACAGCCUGGUGAUGAACUAUGGACUGUACAAAAAGAUGGAGAUUUAUCGUGCCAAACCAGCCUCCAAGUACGAAAUGACCCAAUUCCACACAGACGAAUAUAUCGACUUCUUAUCGAAAGUUACGCCAGAUAAUAUGGAGCAAUAUGCAAAGGAACAGAGCAAGUACAACGUUGGAGACGAUUGUCCAGUGUUCGAUGGGUUGUUUGAGUUUUGCGGAAUCAGCGCUGGAGGUAGUAUGGAAGGCGCAGCCCGUUUGAAUCGCAACAAAUGUGACAUUGCAGUCAACUGGGCAGGUGGUCUUCACCACGCGAAGAAGAGUGAGGCGAGUGGUUUCUGUUAUGUGAACGAUAUCGUCCUUGGUAUCCUCGAGCUUCUCCGAUUCAAGCAGCGCGUUUUAUACAUUGAUAUCGAUGUCCACCAUGGUGAUGGUGUUGAGGAAGCUUUCUAUACUACAGAUCGCGUCAUGACCGUUUCUUUCCACAAAUAUGGCGAGUACUUCCCCGGUACUGGUGAGCUUCGCGAUAUUGGUGUCGGAUCAGGCAAAUAUUAUGCAGUUAAUUUCCCUCUCCGUGAUGGAAUUGACGACGUUUCUUACAAAAGCAUUUUCGAGCCGGUCAUUAGCAAUGUUAUGGAAUGGUACCGACCUGAAGCCGUUGUUCUUCAGUGCGGUGGAGAUAGUUUGUCUGGCGAUCGUCUUGGUUGCUUCAAUCUCAGUAUGAGAGGCCACGCAAACUGUGUCAACUUUGUGAAGAGUUUCAAUUUGCCCACUUUGGUUUUGGGAGGUGGUGGCUACACUAUGCGCAACGUAGCCCGUACCUGGGCCUUUGAGACCGGCAUUCUCUUGAACGAACAACUCGAUUCGCAAUUGCCCUACAAUGACUACUACGAGUACUUCUCGCCAGACUACGAACUGGACGUGCGACCAUCUAAUAUGGAUAAUGCUAAUACCAAGGAAUAUCUCGACAAAAUCCGCAAUCAAGUCAUCGAGAACCUCAGACGCACCGGCUUUGCGCCAUCUGUACAAAUGACUGACGUUCCUCGCGAUCCACUUAUAGAGGGUUUGGACGACGAGGCAGACGCAAUUAUGGAUGACCUCGACGAAGAUGAGAAUAAAGACAAGCGAUACACACAACGUCGCUUCGACCAAUACGUUGAAAAGCCUGGCGAGCUUAGUGACAGCGAAGACGAAGAAGUACUUGCUGCCAACGGUGUUCGUCGACAGCCUGGGGCGACCCGACGACGAAAUCAAGUCAGUCAUCGCAAUCUUGAUGCUGCGGACUCUGGCUUGGAAAGCGGCAUUGCAACGCCCAGAGAAGCUUCUGCAGUGCCUGACCAAGACGAAGAAAUGAUUGAUUCCGUGAUCGAGAAGCCUCAGACAUCAGCACCAGAAACUGGAGCAGAAACGCAACAAUCUGCCUCCGACGCAGAAACAGGCACAAAGAUUGAAGAGAAGCUAGCUGCAGAAGCGAAGAACACGACUCGGGAGCCUUCUACGCGUGCCGAGUCACCGGCAUCAGCUCUGAGCGAUGUACAUUCAGAUAUCGAAAUGGAAGAUGCCAAUGCGACAGUAGCAGAAGCAGAAGCAGCUCCAUCAGAAGAAACCGUUGGGCAGCAGAAAACGCCACCAGCAUCCCCACCUACUGCCGUUGCUGCACCAGAGACCGAAUCGGCUGCGCCAUCUCUGGCAGUUGCUGAUUAUACCAAGCCUGAAGAACCUGAAACAAAACAGGAAGAGAAAACUACUGAUGAGUCCAGGCCGGAAGAAAAGGCUACAGCUGAAGAAUCUACAAAAACCGAGGCAGAUUCGGAAAAGCAGGCUGAUGGCGAAGCUAAAGAACCUGAGAAAACUGAAUCAUAG
Molecule: messenger RNA, 2007 nt
Organism: Talaromyces marneffei
Lineage: Eukaryota; Fungi; Ascomycota; Eurotiomycetes; Eurotiales; Trichocomaceae
Exons: 4
Coding region: 1-2007 (668 amino acids)
Molecular function (GO): histone deacetylase activity
Source: RefSeq, a predicted model, not a curated record